Messenger RNA from Chrysochloris asiatica (Cape golden mole), 1755 nucleotides. It is a transcript of the gene SH3BP2, whose product is annotated as SH3-domain binding protein 2. The transcript has 13 exons. NCBI's taxonomy places the organism in Eukaryota, Metazoa, Chordata, Mammalia, Afrosoricida, Chrysochloridae. Gene Ontology annotation, biological process: signal transduction. The coding region runs from base 1 to 1755 and encodes 584 amino acids. The record is from RefSeq and is a predicted model, not a curated record. Gene Ontology annotation, molecular function: SH3 domain binding.
AUGGCCACUCCGGGCCCCAGGGCGCCUGACCCUAGCCUGUCCCCAGACCAGAGGGCAGCAAUGUGUUGGAUCAAUGCUAUCAGAAUCAUGGCAGCUGAGGAGAUGCACUGGCCGGUGCCCAUGAAGGCCAUUGGAGCCCAGAACCUGCUGACCAUGCCUGGGGGUGUGGCCAAGGCUGGCUACUUGCAUAAGAAAGGGGGCACCCAGCUGCAGCUGCUAAAAUGGCCCCUGCGUUUCGUCAUCAUCCACAAACGGUGCAUCUACUAUUUCAAGAGCAGUACCUCCGCCUCCCCGCAGGGUGCCUUCUCGCUGAAUGGCUAUAACCGGGUGAUGCGGGCAGCCGAGGAGACCACGUCCAACAAUGUCUUCCCCUUUAAGAUCAUCCACAUCAGCAAGAAACACCGCACCUGGUUCUUCUCGGCCUCCUCUGAGGAUGAACGCAAGAGCUGGAUGGCCCUGCUGCGCAGAGAGAUUGGCCACUUCCAGGAGAGGGAGCUGCCCCUGGAUACCAGUGACUCCGGCUCGGACACAGACAGAUUCUAUGGCGCGGUGGAACGACCUGUGGACAUCAGCCUCUCCUUGUACCCCACGGAAAAUGAAGACUAUGAACAUGACGAUGAGGAUGACUCGUACCUGGAGCCCGACUCCCCUGAGCCCGGAAAGCCCGAGGACGCCCUGGCCCAACCGCCCGCAUACCCGCCGCCCCCCGUGCCCACGUCCAGGAAGCCGGCCUUCUCUGAGGUGCCCCGUGCUCAUUCCUUCACCUCUAAGGGCCCAGGACCCCUGCUGCCGCCUCCACCUCCGAAACGCAGCCUCCCAGAUGUGGGCCUGGUCUCUGAGGAAGCCAAGAGGGACCUGCUGCUGAGACGGGUGGAGCCCAGGUUGCCCACCGCCUCCCGGAGGAUGAGUGACCCCCCACUGGGCAGCCAGCCUGCCCCAUCCAGCAUCCGGAAGCCCCCUUGCUUCCGGGAGAGCACCUGCCCUAAUCUGGAGCCCCGGGUCCCCAGCCACGGACCCAGUGCCACCUCUGCCCCUGAAGCCACCACUGACUCCAGGAACUGUGACAAGCUCAGAUCCUUCCACCUGUCCUCUCGGGGGCCACCCACGCCUGAACUCCCACCCAAACCCACCAACAAGCCCAAGUUUCUGAAGAUGGCUGAGGCGGUCCCCCUAAGGGAGGGAGCCAGGCCUGGACUCUUUGUGCCUCCCGUGGCCCCCAGACCUCCAAACCUGAAGCUGCCAGUUACCGAGCCCUCAGCUCGGCCUGAGAUCCUGCCCAGACCAGAGAAGCCACUGCUGCCCCACCUCCAGCGAUCACCCCCCGAUGGACAGAGUUUCAGGAGCUUCUCCUUUGAAAACUCCAGGCAGCCCUCACAGGUGGACACAGGCGGGGAGGACUCAGAUGAGGACUAUGAGAAGGUACCGCUGCCCAACUCGGUCUUCAUCAACACAACGGAAUCCUGCGAAGUAGAAAGGCUUUUGAAAGCCACAAGCCCCCGGGGGGAGCCACAGGAUGGUCUCUACUGCAUCCGGAACUCCUCUACCAAGUCAGGGAAGGUGCUGGUUGUGUGGGAUGAAAGCUCCAACAAAGUGAGGAACUACCGCAUCUUUGAGAAGGACUCUAAGUUCUAUCUGGAAGGCGAGAUCCUGUUUGUGAGUGUGGGCAGUCUGGUGGAGCACUACCAUGCCCACGUGCUGCCCAGCCACCAGAGCCUACUGCUGCGGCAUCCGUAUGGUUACACCAGGCCCAGGUGA